AUGGAGGCGCACAGGCGUGCCCUGGAACAGGACCUACCACCGGUCAUAUUCGAGUGCGGCGAGCUACGUCAUAUGGAAGGACCCGAGCCACGUUUUGGUGUGGGUCUCGCGGUCCGUUUUCACCGCCACCCACAUCCCCCACGGCCGCUGGCCAGCACCAAGCAAAGUAUGUCAUUUUUCAUUGUUGACGGACGGACGGAUGCAGAUUUUGAGGCCCCAAUCGAGUCGCUUGGCCGGCCGUGGAGGAUCUUCGUCGAUCCUGAUGCUGUUCGCGAGGUCUUGGACUUCGCAGAAGAUUUUCAUUGGGAAAUGGAGAGACGUGACAGAGAAGCGAUACUCAUCAACAAAGUCAAAUACCAACGUGGAGAAAACGACAUGUUACUGGAAAAAGUUGUUGAGCUGAGUGGCACUGUGAAGAACUUGAAUUCUCAAACAGACUCUUUAUCCCUAGAUGAUCGAGUAAACCAGUUGAUUAAACAGUGUCCGCGUUCAGACGUCAUUUAUCUUGUUGGUGGUCUGGAUGACAUAUCAUGUCCAUCGUCGCUAGGUUUCUCGUGCUUUUCACCCUCCCUGGACAUGCUAAUCCCUGUGAAAUCAAUGCCUGAUGAAAGGCUUUUUAACGCUACUGUUGCCUUAGACAACAGAAUAUUUGUUCUGGGCGGUGCUGAUCAUCCUUAUGCAAGCUGCAUUGAUACAGGUGCUGCUAGUUUUUAUGUUUACCUUCCCAAAAGCUCUCUGGUUGCCGUUUCUGCCCUAAUAUAUGCUUUUAAUCUUUAUCUUGAAGUUUGCUGUUAUGACACAACCUGUGAUGAUUGGACCCUAUGCCCUCCAAUGACCUGUGAAAAGGCAAACCUUGCUAGAGUUAGCUUGUGUGGGAAAAUUUAUGCAUUUGGUGGUGGAGAUGGUUCUGAAUCUUUUCUUGACGUUGAGGUGUUUGACCCUGCAUAUGGAAAGUGGAUAAAGAAUCAGCCUAUGCUGAAAAAGCGCUCUGCUCUAGCUGGCGUGGGACUCAAUGGUGCGAUUUAUGCAGUUGGUGGCUAUUCUCGUAUUGGAAAUUUGAGCUGCGCUGAGAGACUUGAUCCUAGGGAACCUUACUGGAAAAUGCUCCCAGGGAUGAGCACGCAAAGAAGCUUCCAUACACUGGCAGUUCUUGAUGAGAAGAUAUACUCGAUUGGUGGUUACAAUCCUGAGGCUGGAGCAGGGGUGGCCACGGUUGAGCUGUACGACCCAAGGAUGCCAUCAUGGGUAGAAGUCGAACCGAUGAAGAUCACAAAGGCGACUGGUUCCGGAGACCAGCAAUCCCGUUCGCUGGUGGACACCGGUGCUCGGGAUGAGGUAGACUACGAUGACGGCGCAAGUUAUGAGAUGAGGUAG
Hordeum vulgare subsp. vulgare (domesticated barley) is the source of this 1374-nucleotide messenger RNA. Its product is annotated as kelch-like protein 8. Gene Ontology annotation, molecular function: protein binding. Gene Ontology annotation, biological process: response to endoplasmic reticulum stress. Lineage: Eukaryota; Viridiplantae; Streptophyta; Magnoliopsida; Poales; Poaceae. The record is from RefSeq and is a predicted model, not a curated record.